Exophiala bonariae is the source of this 534-nucleotide messenger RNA. RefSeq lists its product as uncharacterized. NCBI's taxonomy places the organism in Eukaryota, Fungi, Ascomycota, Eurotiomycetes, Chaetothyriales, Herpotrichiellaceae. Gene Ontology annotation, cellular component: mediator complex. Gene Ontology annotation, molecular function: transcription coregulator activity. The transcript has a single exon. The coding region runs from base 1 to 534 and encodes 177 amino acids. Gene Ontology annotation, biological process: regulation of transcription by RNA polymerase II. The record is from RefSeq and is a predicted model, not a curated record.
AUGUCUAACGACAUCCUCACUCAGCUGCAAACAUGCUAUGACCAACUACUCACCCAGUGCUUCUCCACCAUCUCAUAUCUUUCUCAACGACACCCAAUCAUCGCUCCGGACCCUGAUCCCAAUGAUCCUUUCACCAAUCCACCUGCUCUCGGUGGGACUUCGCAGACCCCCAACCCCGAUGGUACGCCAGUGACUUCUAUCCAGCCUGGCCCAGAAGACACCGAUCGCGCUCCCUUUCCCCUGCGACCUGUCCAACCAUCAGCAUUCUCCGCGGCACAGCACGAAUUGGCCGAGGAUCUUGUCCAGAAAGCCGCGCAAAUAGAUCUGCUGAUUUCGCGACUUCCUGGGAUAGGGAGAGGUGAGGAGGAACAACGACGCGAAAUCGAAGCUUUGAGUGAAAAAGUCAGGACCAUGGAAGAAAAGCGCAAAGCCAAACGCAGAGAAAUGCGAGAAUAUGUCAAAAAGCUCGACGACGUCGUUCUGGGAAUGUCCCAGAGUCUGGAUUACAACAAGCCUAAUGGACCUACUACUUGA